ACUCCAAAUAGGAAAUAAACCAAUAAAUAAAUUAAAUAAAGUGCUCGUACAAGCAACAAACGCCGUCGUCGAUGUCGCAGGUGAAAUAAAAUUCUCAUGAGUGUAGGCAUCAAUCAAUCAGUAAACAACAAUUUCUCUCUCAACUCUCAAUCCUCCCAAUUUAGCAACAAAUUUGGCAUAUAUCUACAGUCAAUUAGUUACAAAAAAUGGUGUCGUACGUGAGCUUAUUGAUGUACGGAGUGGGAGGGAUAGUGGUAGCAGGGAUGGCAAUACUUGUUGCAUUUCAGGAGAAACUAGUGUACGUGCCUGUAUUGCCUGGACUGACUAAAUCAUAUCCUAUUACUCCCGCUCGGCUUCGACUUCUCUAUGAAGAUGUGUGGCUUAGAUCUUCUGACGGUGUUCGUCUUCAUGCUUGGUUCAUCAAACUCUUCCCUGACUGCCGAGGUCCAACUAUCAUAUUUUUCCAAGAGAAUGCAGGAAAUAUUGCACACCGUCUUGAAAUGGUUCGCAUAAUGUUACAACGUCUGCAAUGCAAUGUUUUUAUGCUUUCCUACCGAGGUUACGGCGCCAGUGAUGGAUACCCUUCUCAACACGGGAUCAUAAAGGAUGCUCAGGCUGCACUGGAUCAUUUAGUUCAGAGGACCGAUAUUGACACAUCAAGAAUAGUAGUCUUUGGAAGGUCACUUGGAGGAGCUGUUGGAUCUGUUCUUACCAAAAACAAUCCUGACAAGGUUGCUGGGCUCAUUUUGGAGAAUACUUUCACCUCUAUCCUGGAUAUGGCUGGAGUUCUCUUGCCAUUCUUGAAGUGGGUCAUUGGGGGAAGUGGCUCAAAGGGUUUCAAGCUUCUUAACUUUGUUGUUCGAUCUCCAUGGAAUACCAUUGAUGUCAUUGGUGAGAUCAGGCAACCAAUCCUCUUCCUAUCUGGACUACAAGAUGAGAUGGUUCCACCAUUCCACAUGCAGAUGCUAUAUGCAAAGGCAGCUGCCCGCAACAGGCAAUGCUUAUUUGUGGAAUUUCCGAACGGGAUGCACAUGGAUACCUGGUUGGCAGGUGGGGAUCACUAUUGGAGGACAAUUCAGAAAUAUUUGGAAGAAACUGUUCCAGAGAAGAAGGAUGAUGAAUCAAAGAAGGAUAAGGAAUUGUCCUCUAAGCAAAAUGUAUCUGCAGAUUCUGUCGCUAGCUGAAAUCUUGAGUUUCAGGCAGUUCAGAUGUAACUUUGGAUUCCAGCAUUCAAACACGUUUCUUUUGAUGUUGCAGUGACCAAGAGCACUUUGUGAUAUCAAGUUAUGAAAGUGCAUCCUUUCAAAUUUAUUCUUCUGAAGAUAUUUUUGCUGUCCUAUUUUCAGAAGGCAAAAAGAUGUGAAUGGUCUUCAUUUAUACUACAUCUCACUAACAAUACUAGGCAUCUCCAAGUAUAGGUCCAGCUGACUCGUGUUGUAUGAAUAAGGAUUCAAAUGUUUCAAUUGUAUGCAAAACGUAAAAUGCCGACUCUACUACACAGUGACAGAGGGAAGGCGUUCUCUUGCCUGAAUGGGUUACUCUUAUUUUGGUGUGAUGCUUUUUCUUCAAACCGAGCUAUAUGAACCUUCAGUCUAUGUAUUCAAUCUGUUUGUAUGUU
This is a messenger RNA of Lycium barbarum (goji berry), 1618 nucleotides long. Its product is annotated as alpha/beta hydrolase domain-containing protein WAV2. Gene Ontology annotation, molecular function: palmitoyl-(protein) hydrolase activity; serine-type peptidase activity. Gene Ontology annotation, biological process: proteolysis. Lineage: Eukaryota; Viridiplantae; Streptophyta; Magnoliopsida; Solanales; Solanaceae. Gene Ontology annotation, cellular component: membrane. The record is from RefSeq and is a predicted model, not a curated record. The transcript is spliced from 8 exons. Bases 207 to 1184 code for a protein of 325 amino acids.